This is a messenger RNA of Pygocentrus nattereri (red-bellied piranha), 4700 nucleotides long. RefSeq names its product butyrophilin subfamily 3 member A2-like. NCBI's taxonomy places the organism in Eukaryota, Metazoa, Chordata, Actinopteri, Characiformes, Serrasalmidae. Gene Ontology annotation, molecular function: protein binding. The transcript has 11 exons. The coding region runs from base 805 to 2364 and encodes 519 amino acids. The record is from RefSeq and is a predicted model, not a curated record.
CUCUAAGCAGCGGCGCCAUUUUGAGGAGGAGAAGCUGCGCUGAGUUCAGGAUCUGCGUCUCUACCAGACAGUAAAGCUGAGGAAGAAGGAGAAGCUGCAGGAGGAGCUGAGUGUGAAGGAGAGCUGGAGGAGUCCUGCUGAGGAAGGAGGAGAAGCUGCAGGAGGAGCUGAGUGUGUAGGAGAGCUGGAGGAGACCUGCUGAGGAAGGAGGAGAAGCUGCAGAAGGAGCUGAGUGUGUAGGAGACCUGCUGAGGAGCUGAGUGUGAAGGAGAGCUGGAGGAGUCCUGCUGAGGAAGGAGGAGAAGCUGCAGGAGGAGCUGAGUGUGAAGGAGAGUUGGAGGAGACCUGCUGAGGAAGGAGGAGAAGCUGCAGGAGGAGCUGAGUGUGAAGGAGAGCUGGAGGAGACCUGCUGAGGAAGGAGGAGAAGCUGCAGGAGGAGCUGAGUGUGAAGGAGAGUUGGAGGAGACCUGCUGAGGAAGGAGGAGAAGCUGCAGGAGGAGCUGAGUGUGAAGGAGGGCCUAGGAGUCCUGCUGAGGAAGGAGGAGAAGCUGCAGGAGGAGCUGAGUGUGAAGGAGAGUUGGAGGAGUCCUGCUGAGGAAGGAGGAGAAGCUGCAGGAGGAGCUGAGUGUGAAGGAGAGCUGGAGGAGUCCUGCUGAGGAAGGAGGAGAAGCUGCAGGAGGAGCUGAGUGUGAAGGAGAGCUGGAGGAGACCUGCUGAGGAAGGAGGAGAAGCUGCAGGAGGAGCUGAGUGUGAAGGAGAGCUGGAGGAGACCUGCUGAGGCAGAGCUUCACCGGAGAGAGCAAGAUGAAGACUGUGUGGGUGCUGACUCUGGUCCUCCACUGCGCUCUUUCAGAGAAGUUUAAGGUUGUGGGUCCAGGUUCUCCUGUUGUCGCUGUAGCUGGUUCCGCUGUUGUUCUGCCGUGUUCUGUUCGACGCUCAGCUGGUCAGUCCAGUCUGAGUGCUGUGGAUAUGAACAUUACGUGGACCAGAUCAGACCUGGGAGAAGCUCUAGUGCAUCUCUAUGCUAAUCAGAAAGACGUGAACACCAGGCAGAUUCCUCAGUACAGAGGGAGAACAGCUGUGUUUACAGAGGAGCUCCAGAACGGGAACGUCUCACUGAGACUGACUGACGUUAAACUUCAUGAUGAAGGAGAUUAUAAAUGUCUUGUUGAGUCCAGAUUCUGGGAAGAUGAAGUCUCUUUUAAUCUCAGAGUUGAAGUGAUUGGAGAACGUCCAGUGAUCUCUGUGGAGAAAUAUGAUAGUAACUCUGAACAGUUCAGUUUACUGUGUGAGUCUAAAGGCUGGCGGCCUGAGCCGGAUCUUCAGCUGCUGAACAGUAAAGGAGAAAAUCAGACUGCAGGAGAUCCAGAGAUACAGAGACACACUGUGCUGUUCAACGUGAAACGGCGCUUCACUGUACACAAGAACCACAUCGACACGUUCUACUGCAGAGCCACACUGGGAGAACACAAGGAGGAGAAGGAGAUCAGACCUAUCGUCUUCUAUGAUCUCCUGCCCAUGUCAACUGGUGCCAAAGUGGGUAUAGGGUUUGCAGUUGCAGUGGUUUUAGUCCUCAUCCUGGCUGGCAUCGUUUAUUUCAAAUAUAAAGAAAGGCCAGAAAAGGAAGAACUGAAAAGAGUGAUACUUGCUUUGGAGAAGCCUGAAGAGGAGCAGCGUAACGACUGUUCAGUGGAGAUGGGUCUGCUGAAGCCUGAAGAGGAGCAGCGUAAUGACUCCUCAGUGACGACUGCUUUGUUGAAGGAUCUAAGAAAAGUCCCACUACAGAUAUUAAGGAAAAGGCUGCGUCGACUGCUGAAAUCUCGCUCUGGAGUUCUUCUGUGUGGUAAAGGUCUCACAGAGAAAAGCUGUGCUGUCCUGGCCUCAGCUCUCAGCUCACAGAACUCAAACCUAACAGAACUGGACCUGAGUCAGAAUACACUGCGUAAUUCAGAAGUGAAGAAGCUCUGUGAGGGACUGAGGAGUCCAAACUGUAAACUAAAGAAACUGAGACUGUCAUAUUGUCGUCUCACAGAGGAAAGCUGUGCUGAUUUGGCUUCAGUUCUCAUGGUAAAGAACUCACCACUGAGAGAACUGGACCUGAGUUAUAAUGAACUGCAGGAUUCAGGAGUGAAGAAGCUCUGUGACGGACUGAGGAGAGAAAACUGUAAACUGGAGACUCUGAAACUGAGUAACUGCAGUAUUACAGAUGAAGGCUGUGCUGAACUGGUUAAAGCGCUGAAAUCAAACCCCUCAUACCUGACAGAGCUGGAUCUGACCGCAAAUCAACUAGGACCUUCAGGAGUGGAGCAGCUCAAUAUACUAAAGAACGAUCGGCACUAUACACUGGAGAAACUACAGUACUGAGCACACAGACGCCGAGCCUGAAGAGAUUCCCACCCACAGAUCUGAGGACUCUCUGUGUUUGAUGGUCAUCUGUGUGUUUGUGUUUUCAGUGGUUAAAUAUAAGAACAGGUGCUGUGCAGGUUGAUCUGCUCUCCCUGUAACGUCACUUCUUGUUCACAGGUGACUGCACCUUCAGUGACCUGUCAAUCAAAUUGUUUAUGUUAUAGUACAGCCCACAUACAGAGAGAGAGAGAAAGAGAGAAACAGAGAGAGAGAGAGAGAGACAGAGAGAGAGAGAGAGAGAGAGAAACAGAGAGAGAGAGAGAGAGAGAGAGAGAGAAACAGAGGAAAUGAGUUUCAUAAAUGCCUCCAGAAACAGAAACAUUUCCGUAAUCAGUGAUGCAGAUGAGAGGAGGAGCUUGCAUGAUUAUAGACCCCCAUUAGUCUCACACACACACACACACACACACACACACACACACACACACACACACACACACACACACACACACACUCAAACACACACACUCAUACACACACACACUCACACACUCACACAGAUAUGAGGCUGUUUCAGCAGCACAGAGAGACUAAAUGAUCAGUUCAGCAGCUGAAGCUCUGCUGUCCUUCUGAAGGUCAUUAAGACGUAGUGAAGAUGACCUCUGACUCCUCUGACCACAACAUUCCACACCCGUUUUUCUCUCAGCUCUUUCUGUCUCUCUUCCUCUUUCCGUCCUGCAUUUAACCUGCAUCCCAGUGUAGCUCCACAGAUGAUGGGCUGUACCUUCUGCUUCUGCUGUAUUUGCAUGACCUGCUCUGCGGUGUGUUUCUGCUGCAGGUCGUAGUGCGGUGAACUACAGUGGUGGGCAGUAUGGCAGAAAUACAUCACAGUAAUUAGAUCUAAUCGUGGUUUACAGUAUCAGUGGUGAUGUUUUGACUCAGACACAAUGUGCUAGUAGAGCUACAUAUAAAAACUGAUUGUGCUGUUUAUGACUGGACAUGCAGGUGGUCAGUCUUCUUUAAUUACAGAAUAAAUCCACAAUAUGCUCAGAAAAGCAUGUUGUUUAUCAUAAUAACAAGAUUUCUCAUGAUAAAUAUCACCAUAUUGCCCACGUCUAAUAUAAACUAUGACUUUAGUGUAUCUUCUACAUUCUGCUUGUGUGUUUUUACUCUGAGUGUAGAAGUUCUUUGUUUUUAACACCGAAUGUUCUGAACUGGGCUGCACGGCUGGUGAUGAUGAAUCAGUGGUUCUGAUGGUGAACAGUAGUGCAGCGCAGUGCAUUGAUGUGUGAAAAGCCUUUUGAUAUUAUUACAUAUUAUUUUACUGUUAUAUCUUCUAACAUGAUUCUGACACCAGUGUAGUGUGAAUGAGCUUUAGACUCAGCUGAGUGUCUGUAACCCAGAGCUCCAGCAGGAUCAGGCUUCAUUACACACUUCACCACCAGGGGGAGACAAACAGUAAGACAUUAUAAAGCUUACUGCAGUGGAAGAGCUGACUCUGUCUGCCUCAGUCUGCCUCUGUCUUUAUGGUCUAUAUAUCCUUGUGUUUAUAAACAUAAAGACAAAAAGAAACAAAAUAAGUGUGUUGAAAUUUUAUUAGCCUUUUAUUGUGUUGCUACAUGUUUUACUUUUACAUUAUUAUUUUACUUCAAUAUUUACUAAAGUGAUCCUGAUUCUGACACCAGUGUAGUGUCAAUGAGCUUUAGACUCUUUAGUGUCUGUAAUCCAGAGCUCCAGCAGGAUCAGGCUUCAUUACACACUUCACCACCAGGGGGAGACAAACAGUAAGACAUUAUAAAGCUUACUGCAGUGGAAGAGCUGACUCUGUCUGCCUCAGUCUGCCUCUGUCUUUAUGGUCUAUAUAUCCUUGUGUUUAUAAACAUAAAGACAAAAAGAAACAAAAUAAGUGUGUUGAAAUUUUAUUAGCCUUUUAUUGUGUUGCUACAUGUUUUACUUUUACAUUAUUAUUUUACUUCAAUAUUUACUAAAGUGAUCCUGAUUCUGACACCAGUGCAGCGUGAAUGAGCUUUAGACUCAGCUGAGUGUCUGUAACCCAGAGGUCCAGCAGGAUCAGGCUUCAUUACACACUUCACCACCAGGGGGUGACAAACAGUAAGACAUUAUAAACCUUACUGCAGUGGAAGAGCUGACUCCGUCUGCCUCAGUCUGCCUCAGUCUGCCUCUGCCUUCAUGCUUUUCUCAUUGUGUUUAUAAAUGAAAAAAAAACAAAAGAAACAAGAAGUGUGACUUUAAACGUGUGGCCUCUGAUUGUAUUAUUACAGAUUAUUUUACGUUUUUAUUAACUCCACAUUUAUAAUCUGUUACAUGUCUGAAGCCAAUAAAGCGUGUUGAGAUGA